GUGGUGUGUGUGCGUGUGUGAGUCUCUCUGUUCAGUGUCUGCGCUGCAGCUCGCCAAGGACAGUCGCCGCUCACCUGACCGGCCUGAUAACCUGAACCGAGACCAAGAUUUUCUCCUCUGAAAAGUAACCUCCUACUAACUCCAACGGUGUCGGAGCGGAACACGCGUCCCGACGAGCCCUCUCAUCCGUCCGCUCCAUGGCCGCCGUUGCCCCCCACCCUCUUCCCCUGGGAGGUAACCUUCAAAGGCUAUGCUCAACGCAGUGGAUCACCAGAGUGAUGGAGAUGGACAGAAUCAAAGGACAGGCUCCCUUCAUUGUGACUAGAUGAAGGGACACCUACCUUCUUCCGGCAGCGGGGGGACACACGCUGCAGCAUUUUGAUGUUCUUCACAUGAAACUGAUGCACCUAGAAGGAAACAACUGACUGAUCAUAUCACCUUGUGUACUGUACUCCCUCAGCAUAGAGAUCAUAUGCUGACAGUUUAUCCUUGUGAUGCUUGUUAUGAGUAGCCCAUCCUCAACCAAUGAGCCUGAGAGUUGCAGCAGUGAGGGGAGCAGCUUCACCACUUCCUCCGUCACUACCUCGGACCCAUCCUCCAUGUCCGGACUCUCUCGGUCCCCCUUGCCUUCCCUCAGCGACGCCCCGGACACCUCCAAGCAUGAAGCUCCGCCACCUCCUCCUCUCCCUCCGCCACCUCCCGGGGCACCCCCGCUGCCUCCGCCCCCGGGAAACAACCACAACCAGAGGAAAAAGCGCCGCGUCCGCAGCUUCUUCUGGAAGCCGAUCCCCGAGGAGAAGGUGCGCGGGAAGCCGAACAUCUGGACAAUGGCGGUGCGGCAGCAGCAGUACCAGAUCGAUGUCCGCUCUGUGGAGGAGCUGUUCGGGCAGCAGGACGACGCGUCAGGCGUACGCGGGUCAACGCCGGCAACUGGGGCCGCGGCUCGUGUAGCACGAUCCCGCUCAUUCAAGGAGAGCAGCAAGGAUGAGAUCAGCAUCCUUGACUCAAAGAGAGGCAUGAACGUCGGUAUUUUCCUGAAGCAGUUUAAGAAGUCCAACCGCUCCAUUGUUGAAGACAUACGACGAGGAGAAGGGAAGAUUUACGGAGCAGAGCUGCUCAAAGACCUGCUGAAACUCCUGCCUGACGCGGAGGAGAUCAAGAAGCUACGGGCGUUUAAGGGAGAUCCAGACAAGCUGACACUGGUUGAUUCCUUUAUGUACUUCUUGAUCCGGGUGCCUCGGUUCGAGGUUCGUAUCGAGGCCAUGGUCCUCAGUGAGGAGUUCUUCUCUUGCUGUGCUGUGAUGGGCCACGAGAUCGAUGUCGUCCGCGUCGCCACGAAAGAGCUGAUGACCUGUGAGGAGCUUCAUGCCAUCCUGCAUCUGGUGCUGCAGGCCGGGAACAUCAUGAACGCUGGUGGUUAUGCAGGAAACGCUGUUGGAUUCAAGCUGUCAUCCCUCCUCUCAUUGGCUGACACCAAGGCCAACAAACCGGGCAUGAACCUGCUGCACUUUGUGGCCAUGGAGGCAAAGAAGAAAGACGAGAAGCUGCUCAAGUUUCCAGAGAAGCUUCAGGAUGUCCAGAGUGCAGCCAGAAUUUCAGUGGAGAACAUCGAGACAGAGUUUUCCUCUUUGUAUGUCCGAAUCAAAUCCCUGGAGGAGAAGGUUCAAGGAGACCAGGAGCUACUGCAGCAGCUGGAGCCUUUUCUGCAGAGUGCGGCACAGACGCUUCAGGACUUAAAGAGGCGCAGGCUGGAUCUGCGUAAAGAGGGGAGCACUCUCAUCGACUUCUUUUGCGAAGACAAGGACACCUUCAAGCUGGACGAGUGCUUCAGGAUCUUCCAGGACUUCUGUAUCAAGUUCAAGAAAGCUGUCAAGGACAACACGGACCGAGAGUUGAAGGAGGCAGCCAGGCAGCGUCGUCUGAGAGAGCUGGAGGAAAAGCGGUUUGCGUGGUCAGGCACGGAUCAGAGCAGCGUGUUCGGACGCAGCAGCAGUGAGAACGACGUGGAGAUGCUCACCAAGGAGGGCCUUCUGGACUUCUUCCAGCAGAGGGCCCAGAGUCCCCACAGCCCGCUGUCCCGGUCUGCCAGCGCCCGCCGCCAUCGUCACACCAUGACCUCCAUUGCAGAUCGUGAACUCCAGGGAUACCUGGAGCUGUUUGGAAGCACUGGAAGCCCCACAGACUAUUCAAAGUUUAACAGCCUACCUCGGUCGGGCCGCCCUCUCCAGCGAAGGAUGACACCCUGGAUUUUAACCCAGGACAACAGCCGUGAGCUGGGCAGUGACAGACAAGUGACGUCUCCUCAUGCUGAAACUGAACCUAUCAGCCCACUAGCCAGGUUUUCCUCCUCUGGGAAAAAUGUUAAUGAAGACCCAUAUAACAACAACAACAAUAAUUACUCAUCUGUGUCAGAGAGCAGUGUCCUGCCUCGUCCCUUUUGUGUCUUUCAGAAGCCUUCCCUUCCCAACCCAACAAUUACCGGCCAAAUGAAUGUUAGUGUGGAGAAGCAUACUUUAGUUCGAGGUCCGCAAGCUUUUGACCUACCUAGUCCGAACAAUAACAGUAAUCAUAUGCACUUUGUCAACCAGGGAGACGUUGUGGUGACCGAUGUGGAGAAAGAGAGACGGUCGCCUCCCAAGACUCUAGAAAACCUUCUACAUGAUGACUUUUUAGAGAGAGGGGCAGAAACUAAGGCUACAUGGGAAGGUAAAAUGGAUCUUCUGGCCCAGGCAGGGCACUCCCCUGAGAGGGAGAAAGACGAAGACUGCAGCACAGUUUCAUCAACAACCUGUGAUACUCCCCUGCCCCUGGACACCUCAGUAUCCAACAAGAAGCCAGUGUUGUACAUACUAGACUGCACAGAAACCGACUGCUCCGUCACCUUGGAUUACUCGGAGGUCGAGAGUUCAUCUUUACCGAAAGAAGGUCUUUGUUCCAGAACGACAGACAGUAGCAAAGAUCAGGAGAGCCAGCAAGAUCCAAGCUCCUUGUCCUCUAAUUUAGGGUCCAUGUCUCCCAACGACCAAUCCGUCUCUACCAAUGAGCUCUUGCCGCCGAAAUCUGUGGACGCGGCGUCCAUGACUCCCUCUGCUACCACGGAAGAGUGGGACACGGAGAGCUGCGACACGGCCGAAGGGAAACAGGGUGUGGACAAAGAUGCGCAGAAAAACGGUAGAAAAGUGGUGCACGCAAAGAGCAAAGCUAACAAAGCAACCAAGGGUGUUGGAGGUCGUGCUGUGCGGAUGCUGACCAGCAGUGAGAGCCAGGGCAUGCGGAAAGUUGUGCCCAUUUCUAAGCUCACUAGGACAAGUAGCAGCAAGCGGGUAGAAAGGACUACGGUGCACGAGAGUGCAGAGACACGGCGGCCUCUCCGUGACCAGAGCACUCCGGCGAGAGGCAGGAGCGAGAAGGCAACAAGACCUCCUCGACACUCCAGUUUGCCUCCUGACGAGUCAAAAACCCAGAAAGGAGGUGGCCUCGCGGGGAGCAUUUCUAGAUGGGCGCGUGAUUCGAUGCCGAGGAAGGCCUCCAUCCACAAGCCGAGCGCCAAACCCCUGAGGAACAUCCCCAAGGCGCCGCCCGAGGAGAAGAUGUGUCGCUCCACCCUGAGAGCCCUUGCCCAGGCCCAGGCCCAGGCCCAAGCUCAGGCCCAAGCUCAGACUCAAGGUGGAGCUUCCUCCGAGAACAGCAGCUCGCAAACGCACACUGCGAAAAACACCUCCGGCGUCCCCAGCUUUGCUCGCAAUACCGUAGCUUCGUCUUCCAGGACAAAGAAGGAGCUGGCCACCCCGUCCGUCCCCUCCACUCCAUCCCGAAGCCCCUCUCUCGCGGCCAGACAGAGCGCUGGGAAGCAGAACCGGGUGUCGCCCACGGUUCACACCGGCGAGGAGCAGCCGCAGGGGACAAGCCUGCGACGGGUGCAGAGCGUGAAGGCGGCCAGUCGCAGCGCCCACCGCAGCGAGACCCCACCUCCGUCUGCAACGCGCGAGGAAUUUCGCAAGAAUAGCAGCUUUUCUGAAAAGUCUAGAGACUUAGUGGCUUCUGGCAGGAGCACGAAGCCAAGCUGGAAGUAAAACCAGAGGAAACAGGAAAGACUGCACAAACAAGAAAACUGUUCUCCUGCGUUACAUGUAAAUUCAGAUCUUCUAAUUUUUCCCACCUACAGUGAAGAUAUAAUCAUAUAUCAUUUAUCAUGCAAAAUCCAAGAACCUGGAAAGCGCAUUAAGCUGUGUCAUCCAGUAGGUGACUUUGUAUUGGGUUUACGAAUUUCAAAGAGCAAGAUGCAAUGAACUUCUUCUCCACAUGUUCCUGUUUUGUUUGUUCAAAAAAAAAAAAAAAUCCACUAUUCACGACUUUUUUUCUAAAGGGUAGGGUUGCAUUAACUAAGCUGACAAAUGGCAAAUUGAUGUUUUUACACAGACUCCUUUUUGCCUGCUUAUCGGUCUGUGUACCGAAUGUGCUAGUGUCUGUGAUGAUGUCGAUGUCGAGCACCGCUGACUAUGUAAUGCUGCUAAUUAGCUCUGACAAUUUGAGACUGAAGUUCAGUGUCUGUUUCAUUCAGGGUUACAAGAUUUGUUGUAUCUUGCCUUGCUGCUGUUACAGUGUCUUUUGUUUUCGCUGCUUCCUCCUCUCGCCUUCACGUCUGCUUCACGGUUUCUUUGCCUGAUACCUCAGAAAUGAUCGCAGUGGCCUUGUACCAGCAGAAGCAGUAGAGACGUUUAUGUGGUUCUGCAUGACGAAGACGCAGGCAAAAUCUGGUCAGUUUUAAAAUAACUGCAAUGUCACUUUUUAUAAAUUCCUGAUAUAUCAAUGUUACUACAACAUAUAAAGUUAGAUAUUACGCCUGUGUAUACCAAACUGUGGUACCUCUGGUACCUAGUCGAUGUAUGUGUCAGUAGUCUGUAAAUGUAUGUGUUAGAACUCCUCCAUAAUAUCGUGGAGUAGAAGCGCACGUAGGAAAUGUUUCCUGUUUAGGCUAAUACACGAUAAAACGCUGUGAAAGAAAAGCUUUGAAACAGCACUGAAAUAUCACCAGUCAUGUAAUUAAUUAUUCUGACACUCCAAUCUCAUUUUUCUACUGUGAAGGAUGUCAUCUCAUCACACUCUAAAUCCUGCACCUUUAUCGACGUGAUUAGCUGUUAUCCUAAACAGUCUUAGCCUAGAUCCACUUUUCUACUCGCAUGUGUUGCCAUUACAGUCGCGGAGCACAAGAACUGGUUAUCGAGUUUUCUGAGAAAAUAAUUCACAGUGACGUUUGAAGAGCACAGAAGGUUAUUUAAGACAAAUCUAUCACCGCUCUUUAACACAUCUGGACGGAAACACAUACCAAUACAGGUAUUUAGAUGCUGUCAUAAAUGACAAAUGCCCAUUUUAUAUCCUGCCAAAAUUACAUAAACCCAUUAUCUUGUGUCGGGGGAAAAAUACAUAUAGUUUUUAUGUUGAAUUAAUUUGGACAUAAACAACUGGCUGAGAUGAUGAAUUUCUCUUCACGCUUUUAGCAUGGUUUAAGUUGAAAGAUGACUGAAAAAUACACUACCAGUCAAAAGAUCUUGCGGUAUCCUCUGGUUUAGUUGGUCAAGGUUUCAUCCUACAGCAAGAUAAUGAACUUUAGUCCAAGCUAAACGAGAACUACCUCAGGAUACAAAGAAGAUGGAAAGAUGGAAAAUAUGGAGUGGACCUUUAACCCCAUGGAGCUGGUUUGUGAUACAAGUUCCACACAUUUCUGGAAACUUCUGCAACAACAACAACAAAAAAAGAUUUCUAUUUUAGAAAGAAAGAAGGUAACAAGUGUGUUCACAUGUUAAAUCAGCCACAUAUAGCUACUGUGAUGAGUUUAGAGCAUAUUUCAGGUUAUAUAUUGAUUCCAUGAUUUUUUUUUUACUUCAGUGGUUUAUUUGGUCUAAAUGAGACAUUAAACUGCAAAUAUUUCAAUAAAAAAAGAAAGAAAUACUGGAGUGUUUUUAACCUUUGACUGGUAGUGUAUAUUCAGGUCAGGUCACUUCAGAAAACUUUAUUUAUCACAUGUGGGCCCCUCAGUUUACAGCUCCCAGCACAAUAAAACAAUCACUAAAACCGUGUGCAUGUGCAAACAUGCAAACUAAGUAAUAUAUGUUGGUUGCAAACCACCAGUAAAAUAUGUGGUGCUUAAUUUGAAUGACCUAAAACAGAAUUCAUCAUUUGCGCCAGUGACACAGUACAUUAAAGAUUUGUGAUCAGAGCGAGAGGAUUACACCCAGAUGUGUGAUGAAGAAUCUUUGUGGAAUCUGGAUAAAUCUCCAAAGCCGCAGUAACAUCCAUUAAACAACCUUCUGUUGCCUUUCAAACAUUUUCACUUUUCAGGAAACCGACCCAUAGCGUCUGUGUCUCAGGUGUAAUGGUAAAGCAAAAAGAGGCCCGAGUUCACGCGCUUUGACCACUUCGCACCACUUGCCUUUCAGUCUGCAUUGUGCCAUUGCCACGAUGGCAACAACACUCACGACAGUGCAUUGCCUUAAAGCUUAAUGUAGCCGAUCCAUCACCAGUAGAAACCUCCACUGGUUAGUGAUUCACUCUGUACAUUAUGUAAAGACAUAGUAUUUUCUGACUAUCAAUAUGUUUACAUGGCUUAAAUAAAUAAAAAAAUGAAUAAAUGAAGGGGAUUAGAGUGAAGUAUGAACCUUAUAAACACAGAUGUUUUAAAACAGACGGCUGAGAGUCACGGUGUGGCAGGGUGUUGGCAUGCCAUGGAUGUCUUCCUGUUCCCUGUAAUGCAAAUGAAGCUGAUGGAGCGAUGACACAAAAGGCUCAGUGUGACACGCAACUGUGUGUGUGUGUGUGGCCCUGCACAUUGCCUAAAUAUAGAUCCCCUAUCGCAGAGUGUGGAGAAAACGGACGUAAUGCAGGACUGGGAUGUCUGUUUGCAAGCAUUUCCAAGUUGGCAUCAAUUAAUGUUAAGUAGAGUUUGUAUCUGUAAAGGUUCAAUCUGAAACGUGCAGGUUUGAUCAUAUGUAAUUGACAUUUCUGACUCAAUAACACAAACAGGGAAAUAAUAAUAAUAAAAAGAACUUUGCUCUUUGACCUGUGUAGCCAUUCAGGGCUCUAUCUUUCAUAAACAAUCAAUAAAGUUUGUCUUCAGGACAUUUAAAUGACCAGAUAAGAGCAUAAACCAUGUCUCUCUUGAAGUCCAUCAAACCUAAGGGGACAGAUAACACUUGUUUUGUCUAACCACAUCUGAGAAAUGUGGCAGAUUAUUAUUAACACUGCUUAUCAAUUUGUCAUUUCAGCACUUAAUUAAGAAAAGCCCCUGCUUGUCAACCUCUACUCCCAUUUUAGAUCCAGUCUUUUAACAUCUAUAAACCUCCCAAACUAAAAAAAUGACAACUUUAAAGAUGAGUCUUCAGUUGUGCUGUGGACGUUUUGUUCUUUCUGAGGUUCGAUGUAAACUUCACAUCAUAAACCGACCCUUUUUAAAAAGAGGAAACGCUAUUUAUGCCGCGACCCAAUCAGCUGUGUGGAUGCAUUUCCCCGAGAACGGUUUGUUUUUCCUCCUCCUUCGUGUGUCCCACAAUGCACCCUGCCGCCUUUCUCAUUUUAACAGCUCUGAACAUCACAAUGGGCGCCCUUUGCACUGCAUGUCGCCGGUUUACAGCUGUAGAAUUUGAAUCCCGCCCCGCCCCCUUUUUCACCACAGCUUCCUCGUUGCGGGAUGGUCGCCAUAGUGACGGUCCACGCUUCGGUUGCCAGUAUGAAGUGAAGGCCUUGUAAACCCAAAAAGGUCAACACGGUCUGCAAACUGCUGUCCUGCUACAGCCGCCACCAAAGUUUAAAAGGCAUCUGUGUGUGUUCUGCGACUUUAUUCUACCUUCAGCUUAUUCAGCUUUUUUUUUACAUCUCAGACAAACAUACUGAUUCUGUAGCACCUUCAACUGUGUCUUUCACCGAAUGAUUAAAUGUGUCUUACUGUAGUGUCCAUUGUCUUUUAUACAACUCCGGAAAGGAGCGGCUAGAUAUGGCAGGGGGCUUUUUCUCUUCUUUUUUUUUUCGAUGACAUGGUGAUGUGUCUUCUGUUUUCAUGAGGCUGAGGCAAAUAGGUGCUCUGUGCUGCAAGAAAGAAAAGACUGAUCAAUACCUUUGUGCAAAUUAUCACCUCUGAUCAGACCAAUGACGGGUUGUGAUGGUCUGCACAUCUGCAGUUUCUGUUUCUGAUGAUGACGUCAAAUAAAUAAAAUAAAAUCA
Molecule: messenger RNA, 8214 nt
Organism: Mugil cephalus (flathead mullet)
Lineage: Eukaryota; Metazoa; Chordata; Actinopteri; Mugiliformes; Mugilidae
Gene: fhdc1
Product: FH2 domain containing 1
Exons: 12
Coding region: 495-4073 (1192 amino acids)
Source: RefSeq, a predicted model, not a curated record